Scatophagus argus is the source of this 3407-nucleotide messenger RNA. RefSeq names its product major facilitator superfamily domain containing 1 (gene mfsd1). Gene Ontology annotation, biological process: transmembrane transport. The coding region runs from base 21 to 1517 and encodes 498 amino acids. The transcript is spliced from 16 exons. The record is from RefSeq and is a predicted model, not a curated record. Gene Ontology annotation, cellular component: lysosome. Gene Ontology annotation, molecular function: transmembrane transporter activity. Lineage: Eukaryota; Metazoa; Chordata; Actinopteri; Scatophagidae.
AAAGGCUAACGCCACGUGACAUGCUUUCCUGGUCAUGUGAUCACAGGCUACGUAUUCGUCUCUGCCGUCAACUUUUUCCCCCCGCAAUUCCCAAACAAACGAACAUGGCGGACUAUGAGGAGCGGCGGAGCCUGUUGGGAGAUGAGGCCGAGGGCUCGUUCAGCGGCAGACAGACAGCCAGGGGACCCGGCAGAUCCAUGCCGGCCAUCUGCGACCCCAACCACCUACUGCACCGAGUGGUUGUCCUGGUAUUCAUGUGCUUCUUGGGAUUCGGAAGCUACUUCUGUUAUGACAACCCGGCUGCACUUCAAACUCAAGUCAUCCAGGAUCUGAACCUGAACACAGCAAAGUUCAUGCAGCUGUAUGCCUGGUACUCUUGGCCCAACGUGUUUCUCUGCUUCUUUGGGGGAUUCCUGAUUGACAGGGUCUUUGGCAUCAGGCUGGGAACCAUCAUCUUUUCCUUGUUUGUCUGUGUUGGACAAGUAAUAUUUGCUACUGGAGCUUUGGUGAAUCGUUUCUGGCUGUGCAAUGUUGGACGUUUCGUGUUUGGUAUUGGAGGAGAGUCCUUGGCUGUAGCCCAGAACACAUAUGCAGUCAACUGGUUUAAAGGAAAGGAGCUAAAUCUGGUUUUUGGCCUUCAGCUGAGCAUGGCUCGAAUAGGCAGCACAGUAAACAUGAACAUCAUGGGCUGGGUGUACAGCAAAAUGGCGGACCUUGUCGGCUCUUCCGGACACACCGCACUGGGCGUAUCACUCAUGUUAGCUGCCUUAACCUGUCUGUUUUCACUGAUCUGUGCCUUGGUGUUGGCGUUCUUUGACAAAAGAGCAGAGAGGAUCCUCCAUAAGGAAGAGGGCAAAACAGGUGAAGUGAUCAAGCUGACAGACGUGAAGGACUUCCCCCUCUCCUUGUGGCUCAUCUUCAUCAUUUGUGUGGGCUACUAUGUCGCCAUUUUCCCCUUUAUUGGACUGGGACAGGUGUUCUUCAUUGAAAAAUUCAACUUCUCUCCAGCUGAAGCCAGAGCUGUCAACAGUAUUGUGUACAUCAUCUCAGCCCCUGCGUCUCCAGUUCUGGGCUUUCUGGUUGAUAAAACGGGGAGGAAUGUGGUUUGGGUGAUAAUAGCCGUGGUCACCACACUUGCCGCUCACAUGAUGCUGGCCUUCACCUUCUGGAACCCGUGGAUUGCCAUGUCCCUGUUGGGCGUCUCCUACUCCUUACUGGCCUGUGCACUGUGGCCCAUGGUGGCCUUUGUGGUACCUGAGCACCAGCUGGGGACCGCCUAUGGCUUCAUGCAGUCAAUCCAGAACCUGGGACUGGCUCUCAUUGCCAUGGCAGCAGGAGCCAUCCUGGACAACAGAGGAUACCUGGUCUUGGAAGUGUUUUUCUGCACCUGCGUCUGCUUUGCACUGAUGGCAGUGGUGACGCUGUACUUUGUGGAUUAUCUCAGAGGAGGAGAUUUGAACCGAUCAGCGGCAGACAGAGCCAGACUCCAGAAAGAAGCCACUUCAGAUGCAGAAUGAUGAUGAUGGUGGUAAUGAUGAGGAGGGAACACACAUAGUCCUGGGCUUCAGAGCCAGCAGGCUGCACUGUCCACCCCAAGAGCUGUCAGUCAACUGCCAUGGGGCGGGACUGCACUACUGACUUCGCCCAGUGCUGUCAUCUGUGGCUCUUCCCACCAGAACUGACUGUCUGGACCUGCCUAUUACAUAACCAUCCCUGUGUUAGUAAUGUAUUAUGUCCCUAUCAGGGACACGGGGCACACCUCUGUUUGGACUCUUUUCUCACUUCUCACACUGACUUCAUCCCUCUAAACUGACUCGUGUGUGUGUACGUGAGAGAAACUUCUGCGUGAAAUUUCGCAAGUUACAGAAGGAAGAGAAGAUUUUUGGAAAAUGUUUGAACCAUUUUAAAUGUUCAGCAAAAGUUGAGAUUCUUAUCCCUUUGAAAAGGUGCCUGUAUGAAAAAAAAAUAAUGCUUGAUUUUUAUUACGUGCUAAUGGAGCUCACACUAUAGGAUUCCUAUAUUAAUUCACUUGUUUUAUAUGUAUAUAGGGGUAACUUUGUGGGUCUUUUUUUAUGUUUAUUUUAUACAAAAUAUUUUCAGGAUGAUUUUGUUACUUGUCUCGCUGCAGUCGAUGCAGCAUUUCAUUGAUGCACACAUCAUUUGUCAGCGUUCACUACUGCCAACCAAAAUCUUCCUGACUGGACUCUACUUGGGCAGGACAAGUUCAUGUUAAUUUUAAUUAUAUGGGUCAUAGAACUUUUAUAGUGGAUAAUCUCUAGAAGUGCGUAGCUCUUCAUUGUUUAAAUCUUUAUUGGUCAAUUCUUUUAUUUCUUAAUUCCUUUAUCCGCUCUCCACUGGGUUUGGAAGUUUAUAAAAAUUAAUUUUCUGUUACCUAUUCAAAUGAUACAUUACUACAAUGAUUUUUUUUUAAAAAAAGACAGCUUUAUUGAUGUGACCUUUUAAAGAAUCAGUUCCACAUAUAAAUUUUAGGGCUGUUUUUUUUUUUUUUUUAGACUGUUUUGUCAAGCUCAGGUAAUUAACUUGUAAGCACUGCUAAAAACAAAAAAAACUGUUGCUUGCUUCAUUUGAAUGUGGGAGACAAAGUAUUCGUGCUGUCUGUUUCACUCACGCGAAGAGAUUUGCCUCCCUGCGUUGUCGUCAUUGCAGACUGUGGAUGAUUAAUGUUCACUACCUCAGUUGGGCAAACAACUUAUCAAAAAUGUUAAGAGUAACUCAGCGUUUUGUUUUCUUCUUUCCUCUGGGGUUUUAAACUUCACACUCCUACCGUGUCACAUACAACAGCCUGGUCUGUGGCCCUACACUUCUGAUUAUGACCUUGUAUUUACUCUUCCAGCGUCUUUUCCCGAGGCACCCCUUUAGUUCGAAUCCCAAGUUGACUCGAACCCUGGUCGAGUCCCAAGUUGACUUGUUUUUAAUUGUCUACUAGCUGCUGUAUGUGGCAGAUUGGGAGUGACAACAUGUUGGUCAGUACACGAACUGAAAUGACAGUUUGUUUUUGAAAACACUGUUUUUCAGUCCAGUGUUAAGUUACUUUUUAAGGCCGUAGCCCCAACACAUGAAGAGGACAGUAGAAUUGAAGUUUACGUGUUGUGAUUUGCACAUUAAAAUGACCACUGUGUCAUACAGACAGGAACAUGCAGCUCUCCUUACCCGGCGCUCAUUUGCACCAUGGUGUUGUGACAGCAGUGCAUCUUAAGCGAGUGUAAACUGUGUACUAAUGAACUGUAUAACUGAGAAAUUGCAGAAGAUCGAAAGUACAAUCAAAGAUGAUGGACUUUGGGAGGAAAGUCGCUUAAAAUAAUCUCUUCUUGUAGAACCAAAUCAGCAUUUGAUAUGGGAUUGUUCAUGGAGCAACAAUGAAUUAAACACAUUUUUGUUUAAAAGCA